GUCUGGUUGAAGAGAAUCUCGAACGUUGAGACGCGUGUACAUUCAUUUAUUCAUGAAUAUUAUAAUGUAUACUCAUUAUGGCGGAAUAUGGCAUCAUUAUCUACUAUCUGCCAUGAUAACUAUACCAUGGUUCUGGCCAGAGUGGUCUUCUUACUCCUUUCCAAGCUUUUAUUUUUCUCGCUUUCGGGCUUUGAUUACUACCUUAGUGGCCGAUUGCAUGCUCGCGGCAAUUGGCCUAUCAGAAUAACGGGUGACCGUUGGUGGUGGAUUUGCAGUGAAAACUAUUGUCGACUAACCAGGUGUCCGUAUGAGUAGUGUGAAAACGCUGGCAAAUUAUGCAAGUGGUUUUU
Messenger RNA from Aspergillus vadensis CBS 113365, 350 nucleotides. RefSeq lists its product as uncharacterized. NCBI's taxonomy places the organism in Eukaryota, Fungi, Ascomycota, Eurotiomycetes, Eurotiales, Aspergillaceae. Bases 53 to 247 code for a protein of 64 amino acids. The transcript has a single exon. The record is from RefSeq and is a predicted model, not a curated record.